Messenger RNA from Effrenium voratum, 1065 nucleotides. The record is from the annotation of a GenBank genome assembly. Lineage: Eukaryota; Dinophyceae; Suessiales; Symbiodiniaceae.
AUGGCACGACAGCAGCAGCUCGACGCCGUGAGCCUCAGCAGCUGCCUCUCGGCCCACGGCAAAGCUCACCGCUGGCUCUUUGCACUCGCCACCUACGGAGCGGAGCUCGCGUCGGAAGGUGCAGGUGCCGGAGGUGGAGGUGCCGGAGGUGGAGGUGCCGGAGGUGGAGGUGCCGGAGGUGGACUGUUUCGCAAUCUGGAUGUGGUUGCCUUCAAUGCGGCGAUGGCCUGUUUCGCCAUCGCCGGGCAGUGGCGAUUUGCCCUGCAUGUACUGUACGAGUUUCCAGCGGAUGUGGUGACCUUCAACUCCUGCCUCCAUGCCUGCGAGACGGGCCGCGCCUCCGCUCAUUUAGAUGUGCUGAGGGACAUGAGAGCCAUGUCCGUGCGUGCGAAUACAAUCACCAUGAACACUGCGCUGAGUGCCUGCGAGAAGAUCAGCCAGUGGCAGCCGGCUUUGGCUCUGAUGAUUGAAAUGAAAGACUCGGAGCUGCUGCCAGAUGUCAUCACCUUCAAUGCUGCGAUCAGCGCUGCAAGGCUCGCAAGGUGGCAGCAAGCUGAGCUGUUUGCCCAGAUGCUGCAGGCCGAUAUCCAGCCGGAUGAGUUCACCUUCGCUGCGCUGAUCUCCUGUGCCAAGGUGAGACUUGCCAUGGUGCACUUGACCCACAUGCAAGAGAUGAGGCGAAAACCGAAUUCGGUGGUUUACAACAGCUGUCUCAACGCCUGUGAGAAGAGUUCCGAUCCCGAUGCUUGGCGCGUGGCUCUGGCUUUGGUGACGCAUCUCACGGAUGUCACGGAUGUUUUGCUCGGCUACACCUCUGCCAUCCGCGCGAUGCAACACGCCUGGCGCUGGCGGCACGCCUGCGCUCUGCUGGGCGACAUGCGCCAGGCGCAGGCUCUGCCCGAUGCCUUCAGCUUGGACGCGGCGGCGACCGCCUGCGCGAGGGCAGGCCGGGUUCGGCCAACUCUUCGGUUGCUGAACGAAGUCCCUCAAGCCCAGCUAUGCUCCAAGGUGAAAGAAUCUCGAGCCCCAGUUUGGAUCACUGUUGCCUAUUGCCAUGCCACAUAA